UUGAAAUCGGGCCCAGCCCAUUCUAUCAGUUCACCCUAUAUACUUCUUCCUCCAGCCGCACCAAGCCCUAGCUAGGGUUUCAGCUGUCUGCUGUUAGAUCUGUACCCGCCUAGCCAUUGAUUUGGAAAAGUCCAACUUCAAGGAUGAGUAAGCUUCAGAGUGAUGCUCUAAGAGAAGCUAUCUCAGGAAUCAUGGCUGAUUCCAAGGAAAAGAACAGGAAAUUUGUGGAGACCAUUGAACUCCAAAUUGGGUUGAAAAAUUAUGAUCCCCAGAAGGACAAGCGUUUCAGUGGCUCUGUUAAGUUGCCUCAUAUUCCUCGCCCCAAGAUGAAGAUUUGUAUGCUUGGAGAUGCCCAGCACGUUGAGGAGGCUGAGAAGAUAGGAUUGGACUACAUGGAUGUUGAGGCCUUGAAGAAGCUUAACAAAAACAAAAAGUUGGUGAAAAAACUAGCCAAAAAAUAUCAUGCCUUUUUAGCCUCUGAAGCAGUCAUCAAGCAGAUUCCUCGUCUCUUGGGACCUGGUCUCAACAAGGCAGGGAAGUUCCCUACACUUGUGACUCACCAAGAAUCUCUCGAGUCAAAGGUUAAUGAGACCAAGGCCAUGGUCAAGUUCCAGCUUAAGAAGGUUCUCUGCAUGGGAGUAGCUGUGGGGAAUGUUAGCAUGGAGGAAAAGCAAAUCUUCCAAAAUGUACAACUGAGUGUUAACUUCCUUGUCUCUUUGCUGAAAAAGAAUUGGCAGAACGUUCGCUGCCUAUAUCUGAAGAGUACCAUGGGGAAAUCGUACCGUGUCUUUUGAGUAGUGGUUCUUAAAAUUCAGUGAAUUUCUGAUUGCACUUAAUAUAUUGUCAUGAUAGGUUGGACAGAAUUUUUCAUCGUUCUACAGUUUUGUUGGAUGAGUAUUUUUUGGCUAGUAUUUCUUGUUAUUGACAUUUAUGUUUCAAGUGCUUUGCAACAUCGGAUAAUUUUAGUGGUGCUAAGUUUAAGUA
Molecule: messenger RNA, 984 nt
Organism: Glycine soja
Lineage: Eukaryota; Viridiplantae; Streptophyta; Magnoliopsida; Fabales; Fabaceae
Product: 60S ribosomal protein L10a-like
Exons: 6
Coding region: 144-794 (216 amino acids)
Biological process (GO): translation
Cellular component (GO): large ribosomal subunit
Molecular function (GO): structural constituent of ribosome; RNA binding
Source: RefSeq, a predicted model, not a curated record